Molecule: messenger RNA, 379 nt
Organism: Lingula anatina
Lineage: Eukaryota; Metazoa; Brachiopoda; Lingulata; Lingulida; Lingulidae
Source: RefSeq, a predicted model, not a curated record
ACCUCAGUGCGCCAUGGCGUGUAUCAACACUGAGACGUGCGUCUCUUUUAGCGUCACAGUGUCCCCUGACGUCCCUGGUUCUUCCUGUCGUCUGUCGCGGUCGUCUGCUGGUGUGACAGAUUUGCAGCCAGGGAGCGGAUGGUCUUAUUUCGUUAUGGUUCCAAGUGCCAACUAUAACGUCUCUGGAACAGGCACGCCUUGCAGCGACCAGCCGUGUGACAAUGUUGGAGAUGUCUCUGCAGGUCCUACAGAGCGGACAUACUGUCAGUGCGAGCCCGGGAACGUCAACGUCCAGAUGGAGUGCGCUAGCCAUAAAGUCUGGUGUCCUUCGCGCAGCGCAUGCAUGCCGGAAGAGAGCAGUGCGCAUGACGGAUGUUGA